UAGACAAACAGCAAUCUGUCUGCUUUCUGCAUAGCAAUGGGAUAAGCUCGGCUCGUUCUAUCUCACAGUGAAAUCUCAUCUAAUAAUUUAGUUGGCUCUUCAAAAGGUGAUAUGAUUGUCCAUCUAAAAAAAAAAGGCGAUAUGAUAAUCUCUUCUCUCUCUAGUUGUUGAACUACUUUGUUGCAAGUUUUGCCAUGGAGAACUUCUACUGUUACCUUGCUUUCUUCCUCUCUGUUGUUUUUUUCAUCAUCAAACUUCUACACUCACACAACCAAAAAUUACCGCCGACUCCAUUUGCUCUGCCAAUAAUCGGACAUGCCCACCUCCUUAAACAACCUCUCUACCGAACACUAGAGACCCUGUCAUCGCAGUAUGGUCCAAUGCUUUACCUUAAAUUUGGUUCCCGGUCUAUCCUCGUACUAUCUUCUCCUUCCCUUGUUGAAGAAUGCUUCACCAAGAAUGACGUAAUAUUUGCAAAUCGCCCCCGCACAAUGGCCGGAGAUCAUUUCACUUACAACUUAACUUCUCCUGUCUGGGCUCCAUAUGGCCACCUGUGGCGAAACCUCCGCCGCAUCUUGGCCGUUGAGAUCUUCUCCCAGAUCAACCUCCAGAGGUCUUCCAUCGUCCGACAAGAAGAAGUUCACUCCCUUCUCCGCCAAAUAUUCAAAGUCUCAAACAGAGGACCCCAAAGGUUGGAGUUAAGGUAUUUGUUCUCACUCUUGAUGUUCAAUAUAGUGAUGAGAAUGGUUGCUGGCAAGCCCUGUGUCGGAGAGGAGGAGGCGGCGGCAAGCAUGGAUGUGGGAAAGCAACAUCUCAAAGAAUUCAGGGAGACUUACGCUGCUAACUUGUCUAUGAAUAUAUGUGAUUUCUUUCCGAUUUUGAGGUGGGUUGGUUACAAAGGGUUGGAGAAGAGUAUGAUCAGGCUGCAGAAGAAGAGAGACAAAUUUUUCAGGGUUUUGAUAGAAGAGAUUAAGCAAAAGAAAGCUAGUUCCUUGAAUACCACUACUAUAACGGACGUGGAAAAGAAGAGAACGCUGAUUGAAACUCUUUUGUCUCUUCGUGAAUCAGAACCUGAACUAUGUUCAGAUGAUGUCAUAAAAAGCCUCGUUUUGAUUAUGUUUGUUGCGGGAACAGAUACAUCAUUAACAACCAUGGAAUGGGCAAUGUCACUGCUUCUGAAUCAUCCAGAUGCAUUGCAGAAGUUUAAAGCAGAGAUCGACAGCCAGGUUGGACAUGGGCGCUUGCUAAAUGACUCUGAUCUUCCCAAGCUUCCCUAUCUUCGCUGUGUCAUCAAUGAGGCACUUAGACUAUAUCCUGCAGUGCCACUUUUGUUACCUCACUUUUCCUCAAAAGACUCCACUUUGGGGGGGUUUCAGAUACCAGGAGGGACGAUUUUGUUGGUGAAUGCAUGGGGCAUUCAUAGGGACCCCAAGCUGUGGGAGGAGCCCGACAGGUUCAAGCCAGAGAGAUUCGAAGCAUUCGACAGAGAAAGAGAGAGGUUCAAAUUCAUUCCGUUUGGAACAGGGAGGAGGGCAUGCCCCGGCGCCGGCAUGGGCGUGCGGACAAUGUCAUUGGCAUUGGGUGCACUCAUUCAGUGCUUUGAUUGGGAAAGGGUUGGAAAGGAGAGGGUGGACAUGAGCCCAGGUUUAGGAUUUCUUCUGUCAAAGGCUGAGCCUUUGGAGGCUGUUUGUAGUCCACGCCAAUCCAUGACUACCAUCCUCUCUCAACUUUGAUUAUAUGAUAUCUGUGCCUAAUUUCUACUGAUAGUUAAACAUCUUUUCUUUUGUCC
Molecule: messenger RNA, 1789 nt
Organism: Alnus glutinosa
Lineage: Eukaryota; Viridiplantae; Streptophyta; Magnoliopsida; Fagales; Betulaceae
Product: cytochrome P450 81C13-like
Exons: 2
Coding region: 195-1733 (512 amino acids)
Molecular function (GO): monooxygenase activity; heme binding; iron ion binding
Source: RefSeq, a predicted model, not a curated record